UUCAACGCUGCGUUACUUGUUAUAUUCGUAUAUUCUUUCGGGAAUCCGGAAAAAAUUUCAUUGAAACUGUCGGAAAUUUACGCUUGCGAUAAGUAUGACAACGAAAAGCGGAGAUAAUGUAUCUGCGUGAUACCGAUAGUCUGUGUAAAGUUGUUAAAAAAAAAUAACAGAAUAAAAAUAUGACCUGCUGAAAAUGUGACUGAUGAAUCAAGCAAUUCGACAGACUAGAUUCUUUUGAUACAACAAGAUAAGACAUGAUUUUCAAUUGUCCACAAGCCGACACUUGAUUAAUAUACAAGAAAUUAAUUAUCACAUCUUCCGAUCAGGAAGUAAACAGCCUGAAUCAUACGCCAUUAUUGUAAUCGAUAUCACCAAUGCUAUCAGAUUAGGGAAAAGCGGUGAUACUAUAAAACGUCCGGAUUCUUGCAAUAUGAAAGCAUUCGAUCGAAAAGUCAGUACAACGUAGCAUCAAUUAAAUUCUCCAUCGAAAUGAAGGUUAUUUGCACUCUGGUAUUCACAAUCCUGUUCGCUGCCGUUACCUCAGCUGGCAGGAUACAUAUAAAACAGGAAGAUGAAAUUCGCGAUAAACCAGACGACGUGCUCAGUUCAAUCCUGCAUAAGCUACCUCACGACGGAGAAGAUCUGCUUCGCAAGAUCCAAUCUCACAAAGUAAAGGGCCCCUUACCCGAGAUCCCACCUCACGAAGAAAGAGACCCGCUCCUUGGAGUCGGACAUCCACCGAAGCAUCAUCCCAAGGAACUGAAGGAACACAGAAGACCUGCACCGCAUCAGAAACCACCGAAGCACCCGGAGAACGAAGACGCGUUAGUUACAACAACGGAAUCUGUACCUGAAGGUACUUCUACAAACAGCACAACUCCAGCUUCCAUUACCGUGGAAACCGAAUCAGACAAUGAAAUUGUAACCAGCACGGAAACAGAAUCUACCACAGAAUCUGAAGAUGAUGGAUCUACAGAGUCAAGUGCAGCUUCUACCUUCGAACCAAAUUCAGAUAAUGCAACUGAAGCUAGUGGAGACUCAGAAUCUACGACCACACCUGAUCCUGAAGAAGAAGAAAAAGAAGAAGCAGAAGGAGGAUCUACAGAGGCAAAUGUGACUACAACUGUAAAGACAGAAUUAGAGAGUGAAUCUGAAGCUGGUAAAGAUUCAGUAGUUUCUACUACAGAAUCUGAGACAACGGAAGUUGCUACGACCAUUCUAAGCACAGACUCAGAGUCAGUCGAAACAACCGCUGUGAAUGGGACAAAGAGCUGGUGGCAAAGAAUGUUCUCCUGGAUUUGAUCAUUCAUUGAUUGGAAGGACAAGAAUUCUCUUCGUUAGGCUUCUGGUUUUGUUUUAAGUGAAAUUUCUUAUCU
Diprion similis is the source of this 1376-nucleotide messenger RNA. RefSeq names its product protein gar2-like. The coding region runs from base 490 to 1302 and encodes 270 amino acids. The record is from RefSeq and is a predicted model, not a curated record. NCBI's taxonomy places the organism in Eukaryota, Metazoa, Arthropoda, Insecta, Hymenoptera, Diprionidae. The transcript is spliced from 2 exons.